AUGAAAAAUCACGAGGUCCGUCCCACUGGUACAACUCCAUUCCCAGAAGUAAAUGUGGCAAGGCACGACCACUAUAGAAAAAAUCAUGGUCACGGUCGUGCAUGCGCACUUGGUCGUGGUCGUAAUUAUGCUCAUGGUCUUGGUUUUGAUCGUGGUCGCAAUGGGAAUCAUAAAAACACAUAUUUCCACCCUAAGUGGAAAAAUAUUGAAAAGAAUGAAAAAGAGGGUCAGAGUAGCAAAACAAAUGAAAAUACUUGCUAUUGUUGUGGAGGAAAAGGUCAUUUGGAUCGCACUUAUCGUACUCCAAAACACCUUAUUGAUCUUUUUCAAAAAUCAUUGAAAAAUAAAAAGGAAAGGAUUGAGACUCAUUUUGCUAAUGAAGAUGAUGAUCUAGAUUACGGUAAUAUGGAUGUUACUCAUUUAGAUAUUGGUGACUUCUUUGGUGAUCUAGAUGGAAAAAUUGAUCACCUUAUUGAAGAUGGAAGUGUCAAAAAAUAA
Messenger RNA from Vicia villosa (hairy vetch), 498 nucleotides. RefSeq lists its product as uncharacterized. The transcript has a single exon. Lineage: Eukaryota; Viridiplantae; Streptophyta; Magnoliopsida; Fabales; Fabaceae. The record is from RefSeq and is a predicted model, not a curated record. The coding region runs from base 1 to 498 and encodes 165 amino acids.